AUGGCAGAGAACGCGAAAGUCGAGCUAUUGAAGCAAGUGAUUCAAGACAAAAACGAUCAAAUAGCUCGACUUGAAGAAGCCGUCAGAAAAUUAAAAAGAAUCACCAGGGAUCAAUCAAUGCAAAUAGAUCGCCAGCAGAAGACCGUCACCGCCAUCCGUAUGCUCGUGGAGCCGGGAAAAGGAUCAGUCGCCUUCGCCAAGCACGACUACGAGGCCAGUGAAUCGGGCGAAAUCAGUUUUAGCAAAGGCCAACGAAUAAUGCUACUGGAAAAACCAGACGCUGAGGGAUGGGCCCGAGGACGAACCGAGGAUGGAAGCGAAGCGAUCUUUCCCAUCGAUUUUCUGGACAUAGUUACCUUGUGA
Messenger RNA from Oikopleura dioica, 363 nucleotides. Lineage: Eukaryota; Metazoa; Chordata; Appendicularia; Copelata; Oikopleuridae. The record is from the annotation of a GenBank genome assembly.